CGGGUAUCUCGUUACGAUACAGCUGUUAUCCGUACCCAAGGUGUAUUCAUUUAUUUCCUGCCAGGAAGCUGCUGCUUCGCUUGAACUCUUUAAACCAGAGCUCUCUUUCAUCUUCUCCCAUUUAACAAUCGAGAUCCAGUCUCUCGUUGCUCUUCCCUUUUCCUGUUCUGCAUCCUCUCGUUCGCAGUUAGUGAUUCAAUUGCAUUCUGAUCCUAAAAUCCCCGGCGUCCACUAUGUCUCUGAUCCACGCGGACAACCUCUCUCCCCAGCCAUGGACCGACAUCUUUACAGAUGACACUUGUAUCGACCGGCGCAAGUGCCAUCGAACGGUGCCCAUGAAGGUCCUGGGCCUUGGUGUUGGACGAACUGGCACUGCUUCGCUGCGUCAGGCGCUGCAGAGGCUCGGAUAUGUCAACACCUACCACAUGAUGUGCGCCAGUGUUGAGAACCCUCCGGACUGCUUGAUGUGGCAUGAUGCUUUGGCCGCCAAGUACGAUGGAGUGGGCGAGUUUGGCAGAAAGGAAUGGGACCAGCUGCUUGGUGACUGCCAGGCGGUCUGUGACUGGCCUGCUUGCGCCUUUGCAAAGGAACUCAUCGAGGCCUACCCCAAUGCUAAGGUUAUUCUGACUACCAGAGAUGUGGACUCGUGGCAUGCAUCUGUGAUGAAGACUGUCUACUGGAGAGCCACUGAUCCUGAGCACCGGUUCGCCUCGCACAUCAGCUGGGCGGCUAGCAUGUACUAUCCCAUGCUGACCAAGUUUUUCGAAACCUUCUUCCGGGGUGACUUCCCCAACAAGGGCAAGCAGGUUUACCUGGACCACGUCGCUGAAGUGCGCAGCCUGGUGCCUCCCGAGAGACUGCUGGAGUACAACAUCAACGACGGAUGGGGCCCGCUCUGCGAGUUCCUCGGGGAGGAAGUGCCGGACACUCCCUUCCCUCGUGGAAACGACAUGAGCAACUUCUACACCCGAUGCCGCACCCGCAACCGCCGACAGAUGAUGAACGCCGCCCUGCAGGCUGUUGUCAACGGAACUGCUGUUCUGGCUGCCGGGGCCGCGGUGGCCUUUGCCUACAAGCGCUUCUUCCGUGCUUAAACCGCGUUUUCCCUGGAAUUUCUUAAUCAGUACUGCACUGUACACCAAUGAUGCGCAGGCGCCUCUUGAUUGGUCCGCAAAUUCGUUCGUUUGGAGAUAUGCGACUCGCUACUUCGGACGGCUUCACGUCGCGCAGCUUCCAGCUAUGCGGG
Molecule: messenger RNA, 1246 nt
Organism: Paecilomyces variotii
Lineage: Eukaryota; Fungi; Ascomycota; Eurotiomycetes; Eurotiales; Thermoascaceae
Product: P-loop containing nucleoside triphosphate hydrolase protein
Exons: 4
Coding region: 234-1094 (286 amino acids)
Source: RefSeq, a predicted model, not a curated record